AAACUCUUACUUCAGAGCGUAAAUCUAACCUAAUAAAACGAUUAUACGAAAAUUAAGUAUUAUAUCACAAUAAAAAUUGUUUUUUAACAUAAUAAUUAAGAAAUUUAAGCAUGCCUUUAUCGGAAUAUAUCUCAGCUCUCUCUGACAACCCGUAUUUCGGCGCUGGAUUCGGACUUUUCGGCGUUGGCGCUGGAGCUGCGCUGUUACGAAAGGGAUUUCAAACGUCGCUCAUAUUAUUUAGAAGACAUUACAUGAUAACUUUAGAAGUUCCGUGUAGAGACAAAUCGUACCAAUGGCUGUUGCAAUGGAUGACGACGAAAGGGGCCAGGCAAACCCAACAUUUGAGCGUCGAAACCAGUUUCGAGCAGAAAGACAGUGGGCAUAUUAAGACCAAAUACGAUUUCAUUCCCAGUAUAGGAACACAUUUUUUCCGAUAUGGAAGUACAUGGAUCAGAGUUGAAAGGACUAGAGAACAACACACCCUAGAUUUACAUAUGGGAACACCAUGGGAAACAGUGCAAUUAACCGCGUUUGGAAGAAAUAAACAACUAUUUUUUACAAUUUUAGAAGAUGCUAGACAAAUGGCAUUAGAACAGCACGAAGGAAAAACAAUAAUGUACACAGCUUUGGGCAGUGAAUGGAGACCGUUAGGGCAUCCUCGAAGGAAGAGGCCAAUUUCGUCUGUUGUUCUUGAUAAAGGAAUAAGCGACAGGAUAUUGAAAGAUUGCGAAGAAUUCAUUCAAAAUCCUUCAUGGUAUAUCGAUCGAGGAAUUCCAUAUAGAAGAGGAUAUCUUCUGUUUGGUCCUCCCGGUUGCGGCAAAUCGUCUUACAUAACAGCUUUGGCAGGAGAGUUGGGUUUUUCCAUAUGCAUUUUGAAUUUAUCCGAAAGGAGCCUUUCAGAUGAUAGACUGAAUCACUUGUUAAGCGUAGCACCUCAACAGAGCAUAAUACUAUUAGAAGACAUUGACGCUGCGUUUAUUUCAAGAGAGGACACCGUCCAACAGAAGGCUGCUUACGAAGGUUUAAAUCGAGUAACCUUUAGUGGUUUAUUAAAUUGCUUGGACGGAGUUGCGAGUACCGAAGCUAGAAUUGUUUUUAUGACCACAAAUUACAUUCAAAGGUUGGAUCCGGCUCUGAUUAGACCCGGUAGGGUGGACAUGCAAGAAUAUAUAGGUUGGUGUACGCAAGAUCAAAUAGAACAAAUGUAUUUGAGGUUUUAUGACGAACCGGAUGCCGCAGAACAUGCGAAAUUAUUUGCCGAGAAAGUUGCACAGCUCGAGACAAACAUGAGUCCGGCACAAAUUCAAGGUUAUUUUAUGGUUCACAAGCAUUCUGAGUUCAAAGAUGUGAUGGCUAAUUGCGAGAAACUGCGCCGAGAAACAAGGAGAGCGUGAAGUUUUUGAUUUAUUACGUUUAAAUAAGACAUUAUUUUGCGAAUGGAAAUCUCCUUGUCCUUAGCCGCCAAUUUUUCUACAAGUUCUUUCGGAAAAAUAUUGUCGACAUUGCUCAAAGCCGAAUGGAACUCUUUCGAAUUGUAAUCAUUUGGAAUAGCUAAACUGCAAGAAAACAAGCAGAGAAUCGGAAUUAUUACUUUCAUUAUUCUCAAUUCGCU
This is a messenger RNA of Phyllotreta striolata, 1612 nucleotides long. The record is from the annotation of a GenBank genome assembly. NCBI's taxonomy places the organism in Eukaryota, Metazoa, Arthropoda, Insecta, Coleoptera, Chrysomelidae.